UCCUGUUUCUGUGACACUCGUGAAUGGAACCAUUGUGUUCCGGAUGUUCUCUGUGACACAGGAACACAUGAGGAGCAAUAAUAAUUUACAUUUUAAAUGUUUUCACAGUGAACUGUUGUCCACGAACCAAAUACUCUCAGCACUUCACGUAAAUGUGAGCAUCAGUGGUUGCACGCGAUGUGUCACCACUGAGAGAGACAGAAAGAGAGAGGGAGGGAGGGAGAGAGACUCAGACCGUGACUGUGUCCUCUUCUUCUGCCGUCACCACUGCAGACUGCGAGGUCAGAGUUUCAUAAACUGUGACUGUGUUGUGAAAAAACACACUCGCCCUCGGGCUGAAUUCAUUUCACCUCCAACCUGAGAAUUCCAUUCCUCAGAUUCACACGUCUGUCUCCCUUUCUCUCCAUGUCUCUGCGUCUCUCUGUUUCCCUGCGUCUCUGUCUCACCCGUCCAACGGUUCAAGUCGUCAAUCACAACCUGGCCCUGUAUGAGGUCAGAGGUGAGCCCACAAAGGUCAAAGUAUAGAAUACAGCCAAGACUCAAAGGAAUAUAAAGAAUUCCCAUCAUGGCCGACCUGGCAUCAGCUCCGCCUGGUCCGUUCUCAGACUCCUGCGUCUCCUCCUCGGCCAUGACGUCGUCCUCACAGAGGUGGACAUAACUGCUGCUGCUGCUGGAUUUACUCUGAGAGUCCGUGUGACCAGAAGGAACGGCAGAGGUCAGGGCAGAGGAAAAAGAAAGAAAGGAGAGGAGUCAGAGGAGGAGGGAGAGAAAAGCAGUUGAGAAAAAGCGAAAACAAAAACAAAACCAAGAAAGGACAAAAAAGUCAAACCAAGUCAGGAAGGAGUAGAGAAAACGCUGGGACAAAGUUUGCAUUCUUCAAACGUUAUCCUGAUGUUGAGCCAACCACGGGGACAAUGAGACACAAAGGACGUGUCCAGACUGAAGGCGACCUCUCGUCCUUGUCCUUGACCUCCUCUGUUGGAUUGUUUAUCACAUAAGAUCAAAACCUGGAGCAUCGACACGUCAGGAGCAUGUUUGGUGGAUGUCGUCCAGAUCGUCACUCUCUGCUAUUCUGGCUCUUGCUGCAGGCAGCAACGCCACCUACAGUUCUUAACUAUUUCCUCGGAGACACCAAGGCCGUACUGAAGGGCUGCGAGGACCACUGGACGCUGCAGGAUCGGACCAGCCUCCCUCAGCUCAACCAGAUGACCGUGUGCGUCGACAUCCGGGUGGUGGUCCCUGGAGCCUGGGUGGCUUUUUCCUACAGCUCUAUCUACGCCCCCAAGCCCGAGCUGGGUCUGGAGGGCGACGAAAAGGCUGUGUACGCCUGGCUGCUGAGGGUCCGCCACCGUUUCCCCAUCAAACUGAAGCCCACGCAGUGGCACCGCCUGUGUUUGAGGAGGGACGCCCACAAGAACUCCUUCAGUCUGGAGCUGGAGGGCAGGACGGUGGCAGAGAGAAGCGUUUACUCCCAGGCCAUUCCUGCGUCCGGGUCCCUGUGGCUGGGCUGUCGUCCCAGGGAUCAACCCCCCGGGCGUGUGAUGGCCGAGGUGGAGCUGUAUCUGUUCAGGAUGUGGGCCGGCACGGGCAACUACGCCCCCUGCGAGGACGGGACCGUGAUUGGAUGGGAUUCUGAGUACUGGGGCGUCACCAGUCCUAAAGCCAGACAGACGGAUGAAGAGCUUCCCUGUGACCCCAGACCGUCCAGACUUUGUAAAGACGAACUAAGAACUAAACCCGUAGGUCUGAGACCCAGACCUGACUGGAGGUUAUCUGAUGACAGCAGUCACAGAGGAUGGAGACCUCAGCCUCGCAGAAGGUUCAGGGGGGGCUCUAAUUGGAGAGGUUGGCCCGACAGGAGGUCCAACAAUGUCUUACCGAACAGACCAGGUCCUCACUGGAGGUCCCCUAACACCGGUCUGAGACCUGGUACAGGCUGGAGGUCCUCCAACACCGGUCUGAGACCUGGUACGGGCUGGAGGUCCUCCAACACUGGUCCGAAAUCUGCUCGCGGUGGGAGUGUUACUAACAUUUUCAUUUCAGGUUCCUCUUCUGCGACCUGUAAAGUCAGUCCACUCCAGUACUGUUCCAGUAACGAUACUUAUUUUUGGAUGGUCCUAAAUGUCCAGACCCAGAAGAACAACAUAGAGAACGAGGCGAAGAAGCUGGUCAAACCGGUGUCCUGCGGCCAGCAUCAGAGUUCAGGCAAUGCGAACUGCAGUAUGAUCCUGAGCUUCAGUCAUGCUGUGUCACCAUGUGACCUGCUGGGAGGCAGAGACUCUAAGCUGCUGCAAGAUGCAAACAGCAGCACAAAAGCGACAAUAGUCGGCGUGGAAAGAGUUGGUCAGUUUUUUGCCACCAAAAUUAAUGUCAACAACAACAGUGUCAACGUCAACAUCAUCAAAGCUCUGGAGUUUCCACAACGUCACACGAAUGUGACAUCAUCAAACAAAAGUUUCCUGACUUGGAGACAAAACACCGAUAAUCAAAAGGUGUUGCUAAAGAUUUUGAUCUUCACCUUCUCCAGCUGCCUGGUGGUCCUGGAGAUGUCUGCUGCGGUGAACGUUUGUUCUCUGAGCCAAAUCAUGCAGCAGAUCUUCAACACAAGUGGAAUCUCAGUUAAAGAAAGUCUCCGACGCAUGGUGUUGUGCGGCUCGGCUGGCUCCACCAGGGAAGCUUUGUUGAGGUCAAACUGGACCUGGGAUUCCACUCAGAGACAGUUCUCUGAGGUCUGCACACAAGAUCAUGAUAUUAAAUGUGCGACGAAUGAGUCGCUCGCUGUUUUCCUAUAUGACAACUGCUCACAGGCAACUUCUCCUGCCACCACCCUCACUCCACGAAGUGACUCCACGAAUUAUUUUGUUCAAACGACAUUUGAAACCACCAAUGGCGGAUCCAUGACAAGUUCAGCUCGACAAAUGGAAGUCACGACGGCACUCGCAGCGACACAACCUCCUGUUCUACCAACAACCAAACCCGACGCAGCUGUGACACCGAGUCACUCUACAGUCGGCGUGACUAAAUCAAACACAGAAACAAUUCUGUCGCAUCCAGGAUACCCGAGCAGCGAGAUGGCUGGAUGGAGCACGCCGCUUUAUACUGACGACUCCAUGUUCACCCAGAUGACACUGGAGCCAAUCACUGACGCGCAGAUCAGCGUCCUCACCACCCAGAACCAGCCAACAACGGAGCAAACAAACAGUACCACGACUGUAGAGUCACAACAGAAUAACACAACGACAACACAACCACCUGCUGAGGCACCAGAAGACCAGAACACAACCACUCAGAACCAGCCAAUGACAGACACAACAAACGGUACAACAGCUGUACCGUCACAACCGAGAAACACAACGGAAACUCCUGACAGUACAACGGCAAACAACACAACUAGUCCUAACCUGCUAACACAAUUGACAAAUGCAACCACAACCACACAGUCUGGAGCCACUGAUGUACAACAGGUCAACUCAACAACCUGGUCUCCCAGUGACACAACGGUAAACAACCAAACAACAGUCAGACCAGUUUCAUCAUCUCCAAAUGACACAACCAGGCAUGAAACAACUACACAAACAACACACAACACAUCAGACAGCACACGCACCGUUAGCCAUGAAACAGCUUUCAAUACGACGACAAACGAAAUGACAAACACAUUACAGCCGGGUGUCACCAGUGCUAGAGAACAACACAACAGUACAGUCACAACAACCAACACGGCUGUUAGUCAGUCUUCUACAAAUAAUGUAACUGACAAUGUUACAACAGCUCCUGCCAACAACCCAACAGUCAACAGCACCAGUGUAACAAAUUACAGCGAUAAUACAACAGGCAACACAGCGGCUACAGCGUCACUAACUAAUAACCACACUGCGGCUACAGCAUCCAACAACCUUACAACAAUGAUCAACAACCAUACAACAACAUCCAACAAUUACACAACCAAUUACAAUUUGACUACAGCUAGCACCAUCAACGCUACAACAACCCCACACAACUAUACAGCAUUCGUCAACUACACAACAACCUCCAACAACUAUACAACAGCCUCUACCAAUCACACAACUGUGUUCAAUCUGACAACCCCCAGCAGUGCUAGUGUUACCACCUCCAGUAAUUACACCACAACAAACCCACUUACUUCCAUAUCUAGCAAUCACACAACAGUCACAAUGUCAAAUGUGACUGUAGUACCGCCGAGCACCUUACUUUACAAUCAGACAGCAAACAACACCACCACCAGUGUGACAACACCGUCAGCAACCACAGACUCUGGAGGUAACGCCACAACUGCAGCAGCUCAUGCUUCGAAAACUACGACCUCCAACGUGGCUAAUAUGACAACGACAGGGGGCGCACUCCUGCCACCUACUGACACAACGACUGUUGAGGACGCCACAACAACAACAACAACAACAACAACAAACAAUCCAACAACUGCAGCAGCUGGUGUGUUUAAAUUACACGUGUUUGAAGUCACAUCCGGUCCAGUCAACUAUUCACUCAAUUUAAUUAUUUUAUUUAUUUAUUUUUACGCUGCAGAUCCAACGUCUACGUCUGUGGCCCAAACCACAAACUCUGAGCAGAGUCUGGAGGCUCUGGCUGACGACCUGCUGGAACAAACAAAGGACGUGUCCAAACUGGACGCCGCUCAGGUGGCUCGGUUGGUUAAGCAGCUGGAGAAGCUUCUGGAAGGUCCGUCAGUCUCAGAGUCUCUGGGACAGAAGGUGGUGCAGGUGGUCAGUAACCUGGUGGAGGCGGACCCUGCAGCUCUGUCUGGAUCAGCCAACAGACUGAUUCAGAUCGUGGACACGGUGGGAAUUAAACUGAGUCUGAGUGGAGACAGAGGAGUUCUGUCGGCAGAGUCUCUGGUUCUGGCUGUCCGUGCUGUGGACGGCACUAACUUCCCAACGACAUCUGUCAACAUCUUCGGCACCAACAGUGUCCAGCUCCGAGCUCUGGGCAGGUCCAGGUCUAAACGGUCUGACUCGGCCCUGGGGUCCGUGGUCCUCCCCCCCGGCCUCACUGACGGUCUCAGUCCGCAGCAGCAACAGCAGGCCAACAGAGUCCAGUUCACCUACUUCAGCAGCACCGCCUUCUUCCAGGAUGAAACCUUGGACAACACAACCAUGGUCAGUCCAGUUCUGGGCUCCAGCGUGGCUAACUUAUCCAUCAGUAACCUGACGGAGAACGUUCUCUUCACGAUCCAGAACCUUCAGCCUGUUCCGGAAAACUUCACUGCCUCCUGUGUGUUCUGGGACUUCUCCGUGAACGGUGACAGAGGAGGCUGGAGCUCCGAGGGAUGCUCCGUGGUCAACAGCACGGCCGAGGCCACGACCUGCAGCUGCAACCACCUGACGUCGUUUGCAAUUCUGCUGGAUUUUCCCAGAGAAGAGAUGAUUGAUCCACGCCACGCUCAGAUUCUCACCUUCAUCACCUACAUCGGCUGUGGAGUCUCCGCCAUUUUCCUGGCCUUCACGUUACUGACCUACCUGCUGUUUGACAAACUGAUGCGAGACAUUCCUGCCAAGAUCCUGGUCCAGCUCUGCUUCUCGCUGCUCUUCCUGAACCUGGUCUUCCUAUUGGAUGGCUGGUUGGCUCUGUACCCAGCCGUGGGUUUGUGCAUCAGCACCGCCUUCUUCCUGCACUACUUCCUGCUCACCUCCUUCACCUGGACUGGACUGGAGGCCGUGCACAUGUACCUGAGCAUUGUCCAGGUCUUCACCCCGUACCUGAGCAGAUACAUGCUGAAGUUCUCACUGGUGGGCUGGGGUUUCCCUCUCAUCGUGGUCAUUGUCAUAAUCGCUGUCAACAAAGACAACUACGGUCUGGUCACAUACGGAAAAUACACAGACGGCACUACAGACGACUUCUGCUGGCUGCGUAAUGACAUCGCCUUCUACGUGGGGGUGGUGGCCUACUUCCUCCUGAUCUUCUCCGUCUGCGUGGUGGUCUUCAUCAUCGUGAUGGUCCAACUGGCUCGGAUCAAGAGGCAGAAUCCCCACAACCAGGCCGCCAACAGGGGGGUUCUGGCCGACGCCCGCAGCAUCACGGGCCUGGUGGUUCUGCUGGGCCUCACCUGGGGCUUCGCUCUGUUCGCCUGGGGGCCGCUCUACAUCCCCUUCGUCUACCUCUUCACCAUCUGCAACUCUUUCCAAGGGUUCCUCAUCUUUGUUUUUCACUGUGCUGUGAAGGAGAACGUCCGCAGACAGUGGAGAACGCACCUGUGCUGCGGUCGACUGAGGUUGGCGGAGAACUCAGACUGGAGUCGAACGGCGACUCAGAGCAACAGACAUCCGUCCAUGAACACCACCAACACCUCCGCUCCCUUCUCCACCUCCAGGAGCUCCUCCGUCAGUGACAGCACCACCAGUGGGUUUGCGUUGGUCGACAGCGGCAUUUAUGACAACACCACCACCGACGUGGUCCUGAACGAAGCCCACAGACGAGCUCUGAACCUGGAAAGAGAGAACUGACCACGGAACAACGGCUACGACGUCAUCACACAGGAAACUGAUCAGAGAACAGUCUGAUCAACAGGUGAAGAUCACAACAAGGUCUUGACCAGACUGAAGACUGAAGUCUCAGCUGAUGCAGUCAUCAGCGAAGACUGCCGGUAGGAAAUGGACAAAGGUCCAAACUGAAGGAGGUCCUAGAGAUUUUAAUGACUGGAGCAAAAAAAGAAAAGAAAAGAAAAGAAAAACAACAAAAAAACUGCUCUGUCGACUGGAUCUUUUGAAAUCAGUCAAAAAAUAUUCUUAUUUUCU
Messenger RNA from Cynoglossus semilaevis (tongue sole), 6770 nucleotides. RefSeq names its product adhesion G protein-coupled receptor G2a (gene adgrg2a). Gene Ontology annotation, molecular function: G protein-coupled receptor activity. The transcript has 30 exons. Gene Ontology annotation, biological process: adenylate cyclase-activating G protein-coupled receptor signaling pathway; cell surface receptor signaling pathway. Lineage: Eukaryota; Metazoa; Chordata; Actinopteri; Pleuronectiformes; Cynoglossidae. The coding region runs from base 1032 to 6479 and encodes 1815 amino acids. Gene Ontology annotation, cellular component: plasma membrane. The record is from RefSeq and is a predicted model, not a curated record.